Messenger RNA from Hippocampus zosterae (dwarf seahorse), 1239 nucleotides. RefSeq names its product nocturnin-like. Gene Ontology annotation, molecular function: poly(A)-specific ribonuclease activity. Lineage: Eukaryota; Metazoa; Chordata; Actinopteri; Syngnathiformes; Syngnathidae. The coding region runs from base 1 to 903 and encodes 300 amino acids. Gene Ontology annotation, biological process: circadian rhythm. The transcript has 3 exons. The record is from RefSeq and is a predicted model, not a curated record.
AUGGGCUCUUUGGAAAUGCAUCCAUACAGGGGGUUUUUUUCUGUCUUUACAGCACUUGGUGAAGGGAAGGAUGGAUUUAUUCGUUGUCCUCUUGAGGCUCUCAAUUGGAGUGAAAGAAAGUACUUAAUCUUGGAGGAGAUCCUCACCCACCGCCCUGACAUUGUUUGCCUUCAGGAAGUUGACCAUUACUAUGACACUUUCCAGCCAAUCAUGGCCAGCCUAGGUUAUCAUGGUAGCUUCCUGGCAAAACCCUGGUCUCCUUGUUUAGAUGUGGAGCAAAACAACGGUCCUGAUGGUUGCGCGUUGUUUUAUCGCAGCUCGCGCUUCUCCUUACAGACCACACUUCAUCUGCAGCUGUCAGCAAUGAUGUUACCCACCAACCAGGUGGCCAUUGUGCAGAUACUCAACUGCCAGCUAACAAGCCAACAACUUUGUGUGGCUGUCACACAUCUGAAAGCGCGAAGUGGCUGGGAUAAGGUGAGGAGCGCACAAGGUGCUAAUUUGCUCCAGAGCCUCCGAAGCAUAACUUCCAGGAGUAGGGGCGGCAAUGUGCGUUUAUCAGGGACAAAUCCUCUUGUGGUAUGUGGAGAUUUUAAUGCAGAGCCUUCAGAGGAUGUUUACCGCCGCUUUAGAUCCUCUCCACUUGGCUUGGACUCUGCAUACAAGCUGUUGAGCGCUGACAGACAGACGGAGCCACCGUACACGAUCUGGAAGAUCUGCCCGACUGGAGAGAGCUGUAGCACGCUUGACUAUAUCUGGUAUACACAAGAUUCCUUGAGUGUGGACUGUCUGCUUGAUAUUCCUACUGAAGAGCAGAUAAUUCCAGACCGCUUGCCCUCGUUUCACUACCCGUCAGACCAUUUAUCGCUGCUUUGUGACAUCAGCUUCAAAGAGGCACCUUAAUGCAGCCUUAUUCACGGAACUAUUGAAAGUUGAAUAACGAUAAACGCCUCUGAACAAAGAUUUAUGCUUGAGUAAGUGAGGAGAAUCUGCUUAUUUUUGUCUAGUUUUUGUAAAGAACUGGUUAGUGUGUAAUUUUCUUAGGUCUUUAAGUUGAGUGAAAUGUUUAGUGUUGAUGUGAUGUGCAAUAACACUGCAAAAUAUCAUUCUCAAUAAACAUUACCGAAGUUAUGAUGUGGUUGUAAAGUAGUUGGAGUUUCACCACUUUAUCUAUUUUUCAAUACCGUAAUUGAUUUGUGAGAAUUCUUGAAAUAAAUUGCAUUUCAGUACUUCAUACAA